UGCUGUGUUUCUGUGUUGUGUGCUGCAGGUUUGCUGGUGGGCGCGUUGGACACAGUGUUGGACUCGAAUGCGCGUGUGGCCCCGUUCCGGAUCGUUCUGCAUGUUCCCGGGUCGCAGGUCAGCUGGAUCAUAGCCAGUGGAGCCACGAUAGAGGAGGUGCAGAAACACUGGAAAUGGCUGGAUCAGAACCUGCUGCCGUACAUGGCCGUGUUUGAGAAUAAAGAAGACGCUGCCAGUUUUGUACAUGGCAAAGUGAAAGGUUUAAUCGCUGAGGAGGUUUUGGGCAGUCAGGCUGCUCGGGAAGAUGAUCCGACACGCUUUCGGGAAGAUCUGGCGCGAUUCGAGCAGCGCUUCGGCCUCCCUCAGCGAGAGAAACUGGUGACGCAUUACUCCUGCUGCUGCUGGAAGGGCCGCGUGCCGCGCCAGGGCUCGCUGUACCUCACCACCAACCACAUCGCCUUCUACUCCUUCCUACUGGGCAAAGAGGUGAAGCUGUUAGUUCCGUGGGCCGAAGUGACGGGGCUGGAACGCGUGUCGGUGGGUUUGCUGACGGACGUGAUCCGCGUUCACACGAGACGGAAACAGAGGGACUUCUCCAUGUUUCUGAACGUGGACGAGGUGAUGAGGGUCAUGUGUCAGCUGGCUGAUAUCGCCCUCCGCAGGCUGCUGGACAGCGGCGGACUCACGCUCGACCAGUCGCUGCAGGAGUCCACCAACAUCACCAAGAGGGUGUUGGAGGAACAGGCCCUCAGGCAGUACGUGCUCUCUCUCUUUGGCUUGCCGCGGGCCGAGAGUCUGCAGGAAGUGAUGUCGUGCUCGAUUUGGACUCCUCACGCCCGCUGCCACACUCCAGGCACGGUCUACACCACAGACGGGUAUCUGUGCUUCAGCAGCCGUGAGGAGGGCCAGUGUACUCUCAUCAUACCCCUCGCAGAGAUCCUGUCCAUUGAGAAGGCCGAGAGCACCAGCGCUCUUCCUAACCCCGUCAUCAUUAGCGUCCGCUGUAAACGAGCAUUCCAGCUCAUCGAGCUGCUCCGUCGGGACGAGCUGGUGGAGAACGUCAGGGACCGACUGCGCGCUCUGCACUGGAAACAGACCAUGAUCCGUGAACACGACCAGCGCAAGAAAUCCACCAUCUCCGCCACACCAUACUACACCUUCUGUUACGACACCGUCCAAUCAGACGAAGAGGACAGCAGCGUCAUCAUCUCUGAUAAAGCACUACGUCACACCGUCCACACGGACGACAUGUCCACAUUCCACCCCAGCCAAUCAGACGCACAGAACAAGACCAGUAACAUGGAAAAAGUUCGAGAACGAUUGUGGGACGAUCACUUCACCGAGUUCGGUCGCGGCGUUCACAUGUUCCGCACGGAUAAAAUCCGUAAGCUGGUGGCGCUGGGGAUCCCCGAGUCUCUGCGUGGAGAGCUGUGGCUCAACUUCUCCGACUCGUGCUCCUCACUGGCAGCUCAUCCGAACUACUACGCGGAUCUGCUGGAGAAAUGCAGGGGGGAAACGAGCAUCGCUACAGAGGAGAUCGAGCGAGAUCUGCACCGCUCGCUUCCGGAGCAUCCGGCCUUCCAGAACGAGACGGGAAUCUCAGCCCUGCGCCGCGUCCUGACCGCAUACGCCUACAGAAACCCCGCCAUCGGAUACUGUCAGUCCAUGAACAUCCUGGCGUCCGUGAUGCUGCUGUACACUAAAGAGGAGGAGGCGUUCUGGCUGCUGGUCACGGUGUGUGAGCGGAUGCUGCCCGACUACUUCAACCGCAGGGUCAUCGGAGCUCAGGUGGAUCAGUCGGUGUUUGAGGAGCUGAUCCGCGAGCGUCUGCCGGAGCUGACCGAGCGCGUGCCUGACCUCUCUCCGCUGGCGUCGGCGUCGUUAACGUGGUUCCUGACGCUGUUCGUCAACGUCCUGCCCUUCCGCAGCGCGCUGUGUGUCCUCGACUGCUUCUUCUACCAGGGCAUCAGGGCCAUCUUCCAGAUCGCGCUGGCGGUGCUGGACGCUAACGCGACCGAGCUGAGCACGUGCAGCGACGACGGACACGCGCUCAUGAUACUGUCCAGUUUCCUGGAGCAGGUCAGACACGAAGAGGAGUCACACGUUUGUCCUGAAGAUGCAGGAGCUUCUGCUCAUCUGAACAUCACCACGCUCAUCACUGAUGCGUAUGAGAAAUUCGGCGGUGUGACGGUGAAGCAUGUGGAGAUGUUGCGCUCCCGUCACCGGGUUCAGGUCCUGCAGGCGCAUGAGGACACCACCAAAGACAACGCCCUGCGGUUAGUCACACCUGAAGUGUCUCUGUCGCAGGAAGACCUGUCGGAGCUCUACGACCUCUUCAAGACGGAGCACUUCAUCAGUCUGUACUGGGGUGAUGGAGUCUGCACCUCCUCCUCCGCGCCUCCUCGUCCUCCUCCUCGUGCGGCGGCGGGCAGCUCUACUGAGCGCUAUGUGGUGGAUCGGGCUCAGUUCAAGAGCCUGUAUGAGCUGCUGACGCCGUGGAACUGCGGGACGCACACGGACACCGUCGCCCAGCGCGCCUUCACCCUGCUGGACCAGGACAGAGACAGCCUCGUCACCUUCUCUCAGUUCGCUCAGAUGCUGGACGUUCUGUACUGUGAGGAGCUGAAUGAGAAGAUACGGCUGCUGUAUCGACUGCACAUCCCACCAGCUCUGAGUGAGGACGCAGAAGACUCGUCUCCUCUGAAGAGUCCAGUGUUGUCCAGCACCAGACCUCUCUAUGUCAACCUGCCCAACGGAGAGAGGAAGAGUUAUGAAGAGCAGCUGCAGCAGAUGCUUCAGGACUUGAGCAGAGGGAAGGAGAAGAACGAGGAGAAACCUCUUCCUCACAUGAACCAGCGCGAGUUCAUCCAGUUCUCUAAGACGCUCUACAGCAUGUUUCAGGGCGAUCCGGACGAGGCCGAGCUCUUCCAGGCCAUCGGGAUGGUCACCAGCCUCGUGCUGCAGAUCGGAGAGGCGCGACACCGCGACCGGCCGCCGCCGGAGGGCGAGAGCGAGUCUGACGACGGCUGGUCGGCGAGCUUCGAGCAGAUUCUGGCCUCGUUACUGACCGAGCAGGUGCUGGUCAACUUCCUGGAGCGACCCGUCGAUCUAAGUGCCAAAAUCGGCGCCGCCAAACCGCGUCAGUAUCAGGAGCGCGCCGGUCUGCUGAUGGUCCAGCACGCGGCGGGCAGCUGAUGCUGACGGCGGGGGAGCGGUACAGUGCCUUGACCUAGACCAAACUAAUACUGACGUCUACACAAUCCCACGAUGCCGCUGGGGAGAGCCGGACUCCCCUCAGCCCAAGCUUUAAUGAAGCGAAGCCUCGUGCAGCUGAGCCAUUUCUGUAGUCGAUCUGUUCCUGUUUUAAACAGCAUGUGAGUUUAUGUGUGUGUGUUUUAUCAGUAUUCAAACGCAUUACUCUCACUGAGCGACGUCUGAACACAUGCACGUCUGCAGCGCGCUUUACUUUGCAGAUUUAAAACAAAUGCCAAGUUCAGUCUGACAGGAUUGAACCGUUUACAUGUUACUGACUCGCAUGAAGGAAAUAUUAAUUGCUAUUAUUAUUAGAGCUGUUCCAGGAUCUGAAUGAUUCUGAAUCGUGAGCACCAGAUGAAUCCGAUUCCUGCUGAAAGCUCGGUUACUGUGGCGUUCAGUGCGUUUUAGUCUUAUUUUCCAGUACAGAUUUCUUAACAUCUAUAAAUCAAGAUACAUUUACUGGAGAAGCAAAAUGACAGAAAAUAUUAAAGGUGAAGUUCUCCAAAAAUAGAAAUUUUACAGUUUUCUCACUCAUGUUGAUCCAAACCUGUUUGAGUUUCUUUCUUCUGUUGAACAGAAAUGAAGAGAUCUUGGGAAUCAAACUGUUGGCGGUACCCAUUGACGUCCAUUAUAUGGAAAAAAUAGUAUGGAAGUCAGUGGGGAUCAGAAACUGUUCAGAAUCUCUUCUUUUGUAUUCAGCAGAAUGACAUCUGAGAAAAGAACUGAUAGUUAAAAUCUUACAAUUCUGACUUCAUGACUUAGAAUUUCAAGUUUAUAUCUUGCAUUUCUGACUACUUUUCUCAGAUUUGAGAUAUAAACUCAAAUUUGGACUUUAUAACAUACAAUUGUUUAUCUUGCAGUUCUGAGGAAAAAAGCCGAAUUGAGUCAUGACCUUUUCUUCUCAUACGUUUAUAUCCCACAAUUCUGACUUUCUAACAUGAAAUUGAGUUUAUA
Messenger RNA from Labeo rohita (rohu), 4209 nucleotides. Its product is annotated as TBC1 domain family member 8. The record is from RefSeq and is a predicted model, not a curated record. Lineage: Eukaryota; Metazoa; Chordata; Actinopteri; Cypriniformes; Cyprinidae. Gene Ontology annotation, molecular function: calcium ion binding. The annotation marks the transcript as partial. The transcript has 19 exons.